UUCAUCUGGCGCCUGAAUAGGGAUCUGCCCUCAUUUCCUCCCCCCAUGGGGAGCAACAGCCAACAUACUUACCAUCGUCUGGAACAGACCCCUAGGUGCACCUUCAUCCUCUGGCACCCCUCAGUGGACCUUUGUGGAUUCCAGCACAUUGCAUUCACCCAGCCAAGGAUGUCGUGGCAUCAGUCCCUGGAUCCAGUCCCAAAAAUGGCACAGACGGCACAGCGACCAAUCCGAUCCUGUCGUGCCAGUCGGCCAGUGACGUGUGGAGAUGUGAAGAACUUGACCGCCAAACCACAGGCAGUGCUGCAGCAGCAUCAAGUAGAGCAAACCCCCGAGAACCUAUGUGCUGCCAUUUUUGCGGUUUUAACUACAAAUUCCUUAGCCAUCAUUUGUUUCUGUUUGUUUGUUAACAGCUGCCCUUUGGCAGCAGCAGCUGCCAUCCCACCCAAACAAGCACUCGAGCAACGAAUAAAGCAAAACUUAUGGGUGCAGCUAGCUAACAUCACACAAAAUGAUGUCUUUUGCUUAUCUGAAGCAUAUGAUAUGGAAAAUUUGCUUUCUACAUGUUUAGUCCCUGUUUGCACCCCUUCUGCAGUAAUUCAAAACUUCACUGGCUUGGGUGGAUUUCUAUUAAAUGGGAACUUUAAUUAUGGGAUUAUAUCUAAUUGGGGGUUCGCUGCUUAUUAUCUACCCCGAUGCUAUUGCUUUGCACACCCCGGUAGUAGCAAUUCCUGUAAAUGUAAAGUAGUUGAUUGUACUUCUUCAAGUAAAAAAACCUCACUGUCUUCGUAUUAACUCACCUACUUUAAACUGCACAGCUUUUGAAAAGACUUCCUUUAAUUUUGUCCAUGUUUGGCUACCACAAGGAUGGUUUUUUACAUGUGGUCAAGAAACUUUUAAUUAUAUUCCUGCUAAU
Molecule: messenger RNA, 916 nt
Organism: Crotalus tigris (Tiger rattlesnake)
Lineage: Eukaryota; Metazoa; Chordata; Lepidosauria; Squamata; Viperidae
Exons: 2
Coding region: 46-795 (249 amino acids)
Source: RefSeq, a predicted model, not a curated record